Molecule: messenger RNA, 514 nt
Organism: Paramuricea clavata
Lineage: Eukaryota; Metazoa; Cnidaria; Anthozoa; Malacalcyonacea; Plexauridae
Source: the annotation of a GenBank genome assembly
AUGGCAAACAUCCAUGCUAUGGUAUAUCAUGUCCCACGCUUCAUGAAGAUCCACAGUGGAAUAAGGAAGUUUUCUGGACAAGGUGAAUAGUUAUAUUUAUAAAAUUUGAUUAAACAGUAAUAUUAUAAUUAACCCAAUAAGUUGAGAAGUGUGGAAACAGAGUUUUCCCCCUCAAUAGCUUAGCUAUAUUGGGUUACCAUGGUCAUCAAACCUACUGUAAUAUUCCUUGUCAGUGUAAUAAAUAAUAUAUGUUAUCAAUAUAUAUAAAUUUUAACAUUACCAUAUAGGUGUUGAGAAACUGAAUGAUGAUUGCUGGAGAACCCAUCUGGAAAAGUCAAAUAAGUGGGAUGCUGCCAAGGAUGUAUUAAUGGCUGAGGAACGACUUGGGGUUUUGAGUGAGUUACAACGAACACCCAGAACAUACAAAAAGAAGGCUGAUAAGUACUGGGCAACUGGUAUUAUGGACAGUCGUAAAAAAGCGUCCUUGACCAUGCAAUCAGGAAAAAGUCAAUGA